AACGUGAUGCGAACACGCUGAGAAGUUUGUUUUGGAUGCAGCUCAGUGAUGACAGGACAAGCAUGGAAUUAGGAAAAGCCAAACUUCUGAGGACCGGCCUCAAUACUUUGCACCAAGCCAUUCAUCCGGUCCACGGAAUAGCAUGGACCGACGGCAGACAGGUUUGCCUGACUUCAUUGUACUAUGUAGCCGGUGAGCCUAAAUUUGGUGACACGAAUGUAAUCGGACAGUUUGAACACGUUUUAGGACUUUUCUGGGGACCUCUGUGCUGCUCUGGUUCUCCUGCUCUCCUUGCUGUGCAGCACAAGAAGCAUGUGACAGUGUGGCAGCUCCAGCUCAGCGCCCAUGAACAGAACAAACUGCUGUGCACUCAGACUUGUGAAAUGAGUGAGCCAUUUCCGUUGCUCUCUCAGGGCUGUGCAUGGCACCCCAAACAAGACAUUUUGACAGUUUUGACUAAACAGGAUGCCUCUGUGCUGUUUUCUGUGCGUGUUGAUAACCGCCGAGUCAAAGCAGAUAUCCGUGGAAGUGGUCCGAUCCACUGUGCUUGUUGGACUAAAGAUGGAACCAGGUUGGUCGUUGCGGUUGGCAGCGCUCUUCACUCGUAUAUCUGGAACGACAUCCAAAAAAGUUUGGUUGCCUGCUCGUUUUGUCCCGUUUUUGAUGUGGGAGGCUACAUCUGUUCCAUUAAGUCUACGGAUGAGGCUCAGGUGGCUGUUGCAACAGAACUACCACUGGAUAAAAUCUGUGGGCUAAACGCUGGUGUUGCCUUUGACCUGCCGAACGAAUCAGAGCCACCAUCCCCGCAUCAUUCGCCACUCGUUAUGUCGGAUGAAGACAUUUGCUCAGAAUCAAGAAGAAGGUCGUUCGAUUUUGAGCGUUCUGCCCAUGGGUUCGCGUCAUCCGGACCGAUCGAUCUUACGCACAUUUUGGCUAAACAUCGUAAGUCAGAUCCGAGCCCGCUGAUUCACCUGAGACGACGAGAUCAUUUGACAGGAUCAGGUCAAGACGUGUCUUAUUUGAUUUUGGUCAAUUAUGAGAGAAAGGUCACUACCUCAAGGAAAGUAAGCAUCCCGGGUAUCUUGGUCCCAGAUAUUCUUGACUUUGACCCUCAAGGAAACACAGUAGCAGUGGCUUCCAAUGCCUGUAGCAUGAUUCUGGUCUACUCUAUCAAGCCGUCCUCGAUGCCCAACGUACAGCAGAUUUACUUGCGCAAGAAUGAAAGACCUAAAGGGUUAUGCUUCCUCAGUGGUAAGCUCAUCCUGCUCAUGCUUGGCCGGCAAAGGUCCAGCGAACCGGUCUUUCUUUCAUCCUCUAACACAGACAAAUAUGUCCUCAGGCUUGCAACCCGAGAACUAGUGUUUGACGAGGAUACUACCUCCCCAGUCGUCCAAAAAACAGAAUCUUCUAGCAAUUUACAUGCCGUUAGGAGGCAUUCAGAGAACUCUGCUAAAGAUCUUUGCCCAAAGGAGCUUAUUCUUCCAGGUGGUUCAAUAAUCCAUUCCCCAUAUAACAGAAGAAGGUUAAUUGAGGAAGUGUCUAGCCCUGAGCCAAGCUUGGCAGACAUCUCGGACAAAGCCACCUCCAGCACGUCUUCCAUCACGCUGGAAAACUACGAUAUGGAUCACAUCAGUCGCAUGGCAAAUCUAGCGGUAGCUGGCAGGGUCAGCCGUGAAUCUUCUCAACCGUGUUCUCCUCAGUUUGAAGCUUCUGAAAGGUUGCUUUCUGAUUCUGCUCUGCCCAGGAGCAGCCUUACAAAAGAAAAGAAUCUGGAACUGUUCACACACAACAUGGAGAGGAUAUUCGAGCGCUUUACUGAAGUGCAGCAGUGUUUAUCAGAAAUCAAAAACUUUGCACAGAAUGGCAAAAAAGUCAUCAGCAGCUACCCAGCGGCCUGUGAACCGCAGUAUGUCCAUGUCACAUGUCAGAGGCAGCUAUCAGAAAACGUGUACACAGAUGAAAGGAGAUCGGUGCUGUUGUGUGAGGGAAAGUUGUGUCUUCGAGUUGUUCAGGAACUUUUCAACCUGACCGUUGUGGAAAUGAUGCAUGGACUAACGUGGAUCAUCUUGGUGGCAGAUGCUGAUGGAUUUGUACCUCUCACUUUCAAACACCAGGAGGAGCUCACGAUACGGAACGCAAUAAGAAAGUUUCCCAUCAGACCUCUCAGCAGCAGUAAUGACAUAACCUCUGAAUAAUCCUUCAUCUUGUACAGAACAAUCAGUUUAAGCAUCUUAGCCUUUCCAACACGAGCUCCUCUGACUGUGGAAGCUAAAGGUAUAUUGGAUAACAUGUCACAAAGGCUGUGUUCACAUUGCAGGAGUGUAUCGGACUGUGCAAAAAAUGAAUCUUACACUGUACAGUAAGUUGUAAAUAGUAGUAAUACACAAUUCAGAUAUUUCUAUUCUUCAGUUUUUAGGUAACGUACUUUGAAUAAUGAUCAAUGAAU
Molecule: messenger RNA, 2446 nt
Organism: Trichomycterus rosablanca
Lineage: Eukaryota; Metazoa; Chordata; Actinopteri; Siluriformes; Trichomycteridae
Gene: wdcp
Product: WD repeat and coiled coil containing
Exons: 4
Coding region: 36-2195 (719 amino acids)
Molecular function (GO): kinase binding
Source: RefSeq, a predicted model, not a curated record